Messenger RNA from Pectinophora gossypiella (pink bollworm), 12246 nucleotides. It is a transcript of the gene RSG7, whose product is annotated as regulator of G-protein signaling 7. The coding region runs from base 687 to 2336 and encodes 549 amino acids. Gene Ontology annotation, biological process: G protein-coupled receptor signaling pathway; intracellular signal transduction; regulation of G protein-coupled receptor signaling pathway. The transcript has 16 exons. The record is from RefSeq and is a predicted model, not a curated record. Lineage: Eukaryota; Metazoa; Arthropoda; Insecta; Lepidoptera; Gelechiidae.
UGACAUUUCGCAGAAUCUCUUCUUAUCAAAAAUGUUGAAUUUACCCUAUCGGCUGUUAUUAUUUACUUUUUAUGAAUAAAACAUGAUAGUUUUUGUUGCACACGAACAUUUAGAGACCAUGUGUGACGCGUGUGUGGACGUCCAUUGAUAAGAAAUCGAACAAAAUCGUGAACAGUAAAGUGUAUCAUAUUUAGCCAAAUUUCUCCUUAGUUUUUGUGUAAUAACUGUGUUUAUUUAGUCAAAACUGUAGGAAAUCUCCGUUAGAAUCUUCAGUGUGUAGUUCCUUUCAAGACAAACGUAUAAAUUAGGGUAAAUCGUGUUAUCACAAUCAAGUCCAGUGCAAAAUAGUUUAGACGUAUUUUAUGUCCUUUUGGUAAGAAAUCUGUGCGAAAAUAAAGUUUCUGACUAGUAAAACUGUACAAAGUUCUUCACAAAGUAUCUCUAUAGGCGGUAAUGUAAAUAUUUAUGUCUGAAACCCAUAAAAUAUAACUGAGUAAUUUGUGGUACUAUAAAAAACCCACAGGCUUGGUGGCCUAAAAUCCGUGCCAAAGAAAAAUAAUAACUCUAGUGGCAGUACAGAACGGAAGCAUGUACUGUUUGAGCGUUUGAAAAAUGUGCAUUAUGGAGGGAAAGUGUAUUGUCGAAAUUAGAUUUUAAAGUGUUUUUAGAGUGAUUUUUGGAUUAAAAUGGUUACGAUGAACUCUUCGGAGAAGGCGGCACAGAAGGCCUGUCAACAGGGGCCAUCCAGAGAAAACUCGAAAUGCGUGAAGGAAGAGAAAGACAAAGAGAAACAGAAGAAGGAGGCUCCGCCCCCGACCGUGCAGGCGCUUAUGUCCACCAUCCCCUCACCGGAGGAGGCACCCAACUAUCUCAUUUAUCAGAAGAUGGAGGCGAUAAUAGAGAAGAUGCAGGAUGAAAACACGGGGGUACCCGUGCGUACUGUCAAAAGCUUCAUGACCAAGAUACCCUCGGUAUUCACAGGCUCGGACCUAGUGGCCUGGCUCCAACGCCACCUCAACUUGGAAGAGACAUGGGAAGCCCUCCACAUCGCUCACCUGUUGGCCGCACACGGAUACUUGUUCCCAAUCGACGACCACUGCCUCACUGUGCGGAAUGACAACACUUAUUAUAGGUUCCAAACACCGUACUUCUGGCCGUCGAACCAAUGGGAGCCGGAGAAUACCGACUAUGCGGUCUACCUGUGCAAGCGCACAAUGCAGAACAAAGCUCGUCUUGAACUCGCCGACUACGAAGCCGAGUCGCUGGCGCGGCUUCAGAAGAUGUUCUCACGCAAGUGGGAGUUCAUAUUUAUGCAGGCCGAGGCGCAGAGCAAGGUUGACAAGAAACGAGAUAAGCUGGAGAGGAAGGUGCUGGAUAGUCAAGAACGCGCCUUCUGGGACGUGCACAGACCUAUGCCGGGGUGCGUGAACACAACAGAGCUGGACCCCCGCAAGUUGUCUCGCAUCAACGCGCUCAAGGACAAGCGGCUGAGGCAGUGCCAGGAGCUCAUACUGCAGCACAAUUUGAAGAAUAAUCCAAUAGUUACGAUCACAAACCCGCAGGAGAGUGAAGAGGAAAUACAGAAACAGAACUCCGAUAACGCCAUCAAGGAAAAUGGCGCGCCCCCCCCUGCGGAGCCCCCGGCGCGGGCGCAGCAGCUGGAGGCGGCGCGGCGCCAGCUGGCCAUGCUGCGGGCGCGGCUGGAGCGGCGGAACGUGCGGGUCAGCAAGGUGCACGAGAUGUUCAUAGCUUACUGCGAGCAGUACGCGGAAUACGACGCGUUCCUGACCCCGCCGGAGUGGCCCAAUCCGUGGAUCAGCGAUACCACUGAGCUGUGGGACCAGGAGAAGCAAAGUAAAGACCCGCUGCCGCUGCGGCGCGUGCGCCGCUGGUCGUUCGGGCUGCGCGAGCUGCUGCAGGACGCGGCCGGCCGGCAGCACUUCGCCAAGUUCCUCAACAAGGAGUUCAGCGGGGAGAACCUCUCGUUCUACCUGGCGGUUCAGGAGUUCAAAGCUCUGCCAGUGCAACGGGUCGCCGCUCGAGCCAAGGAGAUAUGGAAGGAGUUCCUCGCUUCGGACGCCGUGUCUCCCGUCAACAUUGACGCCGCCAGCAGGGAGCUGACUCGUGCGAAGGUGGAUUCCGGCACCGCGGACCGAUACUGCUUCGAUCAAGCGCAGGCGCAUGUGUACCAUCUGAUGAAGUCGGAUAGCUACUCGCGGUACCUGAGGUCUGAGAUGUACAAGGACUACCUCAACGGAUCCAAGAAAAAGACAUCAGUGAAAGGCAUCCGGUCCAUAGUCUCAUUCACGGCCCGCAAGGAGAUGUCUACUAACUAACAAUCAUUGUCAUGUCGGUUAGAUUCUAUGUGUAGUGGGAAGAUUGCCCAACAGUGGGCCAAACACUGGGCACGACGGCUGCUACAGCUUUGGGAAUGAAGAAAAGAAAAAAAAAUAACCGGUAAAAAUACCGGUAAAAUACCGAUUGUUGUAAGGUCAAAACCGGUUUGGUACUUUCAGUGUUAAUUUUAGGUAAGUCGUUAAAAUUUUGAGAAAUGUUAUGUUGCUAAUGUUGAAACGAGGCAAAAAGAAAUCGGUAAAAACGGUUUGCGGAUAUAAAUAACGGUAUUAAAAAAAUAUAUCAGUUAUUGUCGCCUGCGUGGUUUCAAAGUUUAUAAAUAUUAGUACUCGUGUCCGUACAUACAUAAACAGCCUAUAUACGUCCCACUGCUGGGCACAGGCCUCCCCUCAAUCAACCGGAGGAGAUAUGGAGCAUACUCCACCACGCUGCUCCACUGCGGAGGUGUUUUUACUUUUUUCCCGGACAACCAGGUGAUACAAGCCUGCAAAGUCCUUGCCAAACUAAGUGAUUUCGAAUGACGGGAACCGAACCCGGACCCCCAUAUACUGAGCGUAGGCUGUAACCACUAGACCACGGAGGCUGUUAGAAGUAUACAAUAAGUAAAUGUUAGGUUAACACAAAGGCAAUCUGCGGGGUUAAAAUGGCCACAUCGAAGCAAUUCAUCUAAGAAAGCAUACUGCAAUUUGACAUUUGCGCAUGUAAAAGUAAUUGCGCAAUGCAAACAAAUGUUUAAUAGCAAUAUUGCUUUUUUAGAGGAACUGGGCACCCUCAGGCAUGUUGUCUUAAACGUUGUACCGGGUGAGAGCCUUCAGCGCUCCCCAUUUGUCCGGCCAAGUAGUUAAUGCCAUCUGCGUCAAAUGUACAAUAAGUCACGUCAAAAAAAAGCCUAUGCGAAAGUUGCUUAACUUCAACAAUCGCAGACCGAGCGCGUUUACCGCUGCGCCACCAAGCUCCUCAAAGUAAUAUUAGCAACACUAAUUCUCAUUCUAAACCAAAGUUAUUUCUUUAGAUCCAAAAAAAAAGACUGUUCGAUGAGAUAAACUGCCCAAAAAUAUACAGGGUGUUAGUGACAUCGUAACGAAUACUGAGGGGGAUGAUUGAGACCAUGAUUCUGAGUUGACAUCAAGUGGAAUUUUCCGUCCUAUAGUACGGAAAAUAAUUUAAAAAAACUAAAAUAAAAAUCAUGAAUUUUGCGACGGAAAAUUCCACUUGAUAUCAGCUCAGAAUCAUGAUCUGAAUCAUCCCCCUCAGUAUUCGUUACGACGUCACUAACACCCUGUAUUAUAAAUUUAUUUGUGUUAGUGACACCGUACCGAAUACUCAGGGGGAUGAUUCUGCUCAUGAUUCUGAGUUGAUAUCAAGUGGAAUUUUCCGUCGCAAUUCCAUACAGGAACUGUAGAUAAUUUAAAUAAACACUAAUAUUUUAUAGAAUAGAAUAACUUUAUCCCCAAAACAGUGAAGGUUACAAAAGCAUUUACAUAAAUUAAGAUUAACAAUUUAUUGAGGACGUCCACCACUGCCACAUGACUGUUACGACCAAUUUCCAUCCUCAUCAACCCUGACACCAGGGAUGAUGAGGUUGGUAAUCCACCUCACAACCCACACGAUAGAGGAAAAGAAGAUUCAUGGUUUCGUAAACAGUUGGUAGGUUUUAUGUUGUAAGUAUCACAUGAUCUGCUAAAUAAAAGCAUGCGAAAAUUUAUUAGUAUGAUGAAUGGAGUGUGUAUGUAUUUUCAUAAGUUUGCCACACAAAAAAAAUCAAAUUCAAAAAUAUCUUUAUUCGAAAGAAAGAAAGAAAGAAACGUUUAUUAUAAAGGGACACCACAGUAACAAAUACAAAACAAAUAACAAAUAUAUAAUUUAAAACACGGAGUAACACACAACUUACAAUCAAACAAAACACAUAAUAAAAACAAAAUACACGAGAAAUACAAAUAAUUGAGUGUAUGGACUGGUCAACGAUGGUGGUGGUGUCCUUUAUAAAAGGGCCUCACUCAGCAUAAGCCGCGGCGCGAGCCACGACGCUGGUAUUCUGUGGACCCUGCUAAGUGAGCCACGGAAGCCGUGUCUCCCACAAAUACAACUUGAAUGAAUAUAUAAUAAUAUUUACUUAUACUAUGAAAACAAAGUAGUUUACAAAAACAUAUAUUAAAAGCGUGUGUGUGUGCAGUGUAUCUACAAAUACAUGAAAGAAAUACCAUAAUACUUACAAAACAAUGCAUAUAAAACGAUAAAAUAAACAAAUAAAUAAAUUCAGUAGGUAACAUAGUUACACUUUGAAUCGUCAAUUUUUACAUAACGAACGUCUCAUCCGCCUAAAACUACUGCAGCUUCUCACAACCUGUAUAGCCGGGGAAAUGCAGCUGCAAGAAAAACCUCGGCACAGGGCCCUAGACGUUCUUUAAAAAAAAUAAAAAUAAACAUAAAAUAUUGGUAUACAAUUGACAACAUUUCAUUUUUACUAAGGUGCCUUAAAUCGAAAACCAUUUCGAGAUAUUUCUAUGAUUUACACAAAACACAUUUUUUCAGAUUUUUUAAUUCAGUAAUAAUAGAAAUAUAUUGAAAAAUCCACGAGGUCAGAAGAGGAAGGCAUAAUAAGUUCAGACCUUUACAUAAAAAUUAUAAAAAAAGUAAAUGUCAUACAUAACAUGACACUUUGUUUGCGACUUGUUUUAAAUACGCAUGCAAAGGUACAUUACAUUAUACUGCCUUCAUUCUAUCAAUGGCAGAAUCAAAUUUUCAAAAAAUAUUUUUUGUAACUUCUAGUGGAAAAAUCUUGAAAAGAAAAAAUACGUGUCUUCUAUUUAAACAAUUACUUUCGAAAUAGCACAAAAAAACCACGGCUUAAAAAUUUGAAAUGUUGUCAAUUGAGUAAUUUAGCUGCUUAAUAUCAGUUCUCAGACAGUUAAUCCCAUGCAUUCAUAUCUUCUAAAUAAUCACUAACUUUAUAAUAACCUUUUUGUAAAGUUUUUGUUUAACUACUGUCUUAAAACAGUUGAAAUCCACAUACCACUUGAUCAAAAAUUCGACUCAGAAUCACGAGCUGUAUCGUCCCCCUCAGUAUUCGUUACGGUGUCACUAACACCUGUUAUAUGUUAUUAUUACAUUUUCCUUUAAAUUUUGAGUUUUAUUAAUUCUUGUAAUAAUGUAAAUAGUAAAAAAAUAAUAAAAAAAACUUAGUUGUUUUAGACAUAGACAAUACUUUGACGUUAUUGUGUAAAAUAAUAAUAAUCAUAAUAAAUUAUUAUUUAAUAUAUAUAUAUAUUUGAUAUUGUAUGUACAGUCAUAAGCAAUAUAAUGUACCCACUUUAGGACUCUGUCGCACUAACACAUUUGACAUUUAGUGAGACUUACAGUUCAAUUUGUCAAAAAAGUUAAUGUGACAUGGUACCAAAGUAUAUACAUGGUAAUGCUCGUGAUCGCAUCUACCUAGGUACGUAAUGUAGUUUUUGGCUUAUAUCCUUUUUUUAUGUUUUGAUCCUGACCUAUUUGACAUAGAUAAACUCACGCCUAUUUCCUACCGGGGUAAGCAGACUAUGGAGUUAAUUUGUCUAUAGUCUCUGCUUACCCCGGUUGGGAAUAGGUGUGAGGUUAUGUAUGUAUGGAUUAAUAAUUACAUGAUAUGUUAAAUAAAAUCUAAAUAUCAUGUUGUGAUCCAUAUACGAUAUUGAGUAGGAUUUACAUAUAAUUUUUAUUAAAAAAAAAAAAAUCUGUACAGAAUAUAUCAGUAACAAUUUUUUUUUCGACAAUUAUUCUAAUUAUUAUUAAAUUAAAACAAAGAUCUGCUUAACAGCAAUGGUGAUAAUCUCAAAAAAGUCACAAAAUGUACUUUAGAGCACAAAUAAUGCACAAUUUUUUUAUUUUAUUUUUUAGGAUUUUUUUUUUCUCAGAGACCAUGUAACAUAAUAUGUUAUAUUUUGAACACUUUUGAUUCAGUAGUUUUUUUUAUAUGAUUUUUUUUUCGAAAAAAUAAAACUUUAAAUGGCUCUCCUGUAAAGUUCACAAAAUGUCGCUUAAACCCAUUUGCCUUUUAACCCUCGAUAUGCAAUUAGUAAGAAAGUCAUCUCUUGAAUUUACGAAAUUACGUUGAAUAAAUGAUUCUGAUUAUAAAUGGCAACAUUAUCUCCCUAGCGUUAUCCCGUUCUCACUGGGUCCCCUAACCUAACCUAACCCUAACCCUGAAGAAUUGACAGGUCCUGUUUUUUACAUCAGCGACUGCCUGUCUGCUCAAUACAGGUGUGGUGGACCCAACUAGUCUUAAACGUUGUACCGGGUGAGAGCCUUCAACGCUCCCCAUUUGUCCGGCCAAGUAGUUAAUGCCAUCUGCGGCAAAUCUACAAUAUGUCACGUCGAAAUGGACCCAACUAGAUGGCCAGCUAGUUCAGCCCACAUGCAACAGAUGGCGCCACAUCCAAUAAUGCAGUCUUCAAGCAGUCGUGAAACGCGAUAUCGAAGUUUACACAGCAAGACGCAUAUAUACAACUUCCAACAUAACACCGUCGGAACGUCGAUCCCUAGUCACACUGCCAACUUGAGGCUAGCGGGGUACUAUGCUCUGUUCGGUACCCCGAAAUUAUACCUUGGCGGCAGGGCAUCCUCACACGUUAGGUUUUUUUUUUUUCUUUUGACGUGACUUAUUGUAGAUUUGCCGCAGAUGGCAUUAACUACUUGGCCGGAACACGUUAGGUCACAUACCUCCGAAACGUAUUUCUCGGGCAUGUGGGUUUCCUUCACCGCUGAGCACGUGAUAAUCAUUUGUGUACGGAAUCUAGUACAUCAGCAUGAUAAAUGUAAGUUUACAUAGUCACAGACCACGAGAGAAGUCCACUUCCCAGCCAAAUAAUUUAAGACUGCAUUUUAUCGUUAGUUAAAAAAAAAAUUCGUACUAAUUUUUUUUUAUUUUAUUUUUUUUUCAAAUUUCGUGUAAGAUGUUUUGUUCUUCGAGCUUUAAUGUCUCUCUCAUCAAUGUGAUAGGUUAGUAGUCACAAUAAAUGUAAAAUAAUGUUAAUGUAUGGUAUGAGGCUGGAUGCUAUCAGCGCCUUUUCAGAGAGUUAUCUGACAAGGACCUUAAAACAAUUCGAUAAAGUGAGGUCACAAAUAUACACAAGCUCGGUCCUUUGCAAGAUGAUCUAAGGUUGCUUUUCCACCAGAGCUGUGCGAGAAAGCUAAGCGGUGUGCGAGGAAAAAAUCCACCUAUUUCUCCCAUCAGACGGGCUUAAAAUGGCCACAUCGAAGCAAUCCAUCUAAGAGAGCAAUGUUGCAAUUUGACAUUUGCGCGUAUAAAAGUAAGUGCGCAAUGCAAACAAAUGUCAAACAGCAAUAUUGCUUUCUUAGAUGAAUUGCUUCGAUGUGGCCAUUUUAAUCCCCUGCACACAUUUUGUUCGUGGCGUGACCAUGUCCUAGUGAGAUAUUUCAUUUGUAAAUACUGAGAUAGAUGCUAUAAUAUACAAGCUGUUAGUGACAUCGUAACGAAUACUGAAGGGGAUGAUUCAGACCACGGUUCUGAGUUGAUAUCAAGAGGAAUUUCCUGUCCAUGUGUAAAUUACACUUGGUAUCAACUCAGAAUCAUGAUCUGAAUCAUGCUUCAAAGUUUUCGUUACGAUGUCACUAACACCCUGUAUACACUAUAUGUAUAACCAAAAACUAUGACACCGUAACGAAUACUCAGGGGGAUGAUUCAGCUCAUGACUCUUGAGUUGAUAUCAAGUGGAAUUUUCCAUUGCAAAAGAAUAAAAUAACACAUAAAAAAACAUGAGUUUUGGUGGAAAUUCCACUCGAUAUUAACUCAGAAUUUUGAGCUGAAUCAUCCCCCUGAGUAUUCGUUACGGAGUCACUAACAUGCUGCAUUUAUAACUAAAAAUAUUUAUGUAAAUUGGACGUCAUAUAGAUGUUAAAAUAAUUAUAUUUGACGCUAAGGAUCAAAUAAUUGCUGUUUAGAUUGAUAACGUAAACAGCCUAUAUACGUCCCACUUCUGGGCACAGGCCUCCCCUCAAUCAACCGGAGGGGGUAUGGAGCAUACUCCACCACGCUGCUCCAUGUAGGGUAAAAAAAACUGCAUUUAUUAUUGAAAGUUGUAGAUAAUGUAAGUUCAAUAUUAAGAAAAAUAUUCUUUUAAAUGUAAGUAUUGAUUAAAUACUCUAUAAAAAUAUAAAUAGCAAAAUAUAGUUUUUUUUUCUAUAUAUAUUUUUCAAAUUAAAAUGUUGUAUAUUGUAAUCUUAAUGUAGUUAAUAAAAACAAUUAUGUAUCUGUUUUGGCUACUAGCGCUUUGGGGUUUCGGGUAAAAAAAAAGAUUUUGAAAAUAAAGUUUUUUUUAUUAUUUCUGAAUCUUAAAAAAUAUCUGUCUUAAAAUACUGAUGUCUUUAAAAUAAAGCGAAAAUGUAGUCAAAUUUAGCAAUAAAAAUCUUCUCAACUCUGGACCCUGAAACGCCGAGUCCGACUCGUGCUUGGCCAGUUUUCCGUUGUUACGAAACCGCCUGUGUGUCAGAACAUCCAUUAUAUAAUAAACAAUUCAAUAAGAAACUUUAUAUUAGAGGUCUGAACAGGCCAAAUUGGGUAUUGCGUCUUCGAGAGCUAUCAAAUUCAAAUAUACUUUAUUGCAUUUAAAAAAAAUAGUUACAAAAGAGAUUUAAGGUGGUAUUAAUAAACCAAUCUCAGCUUCGAGACUGCCCUCAAGAUCAUGUCAAUGUGACAGUUUUUUUUCUUUAUUUAAGGAGUUUUAUCUUACAAAAAGAUAAUGUCACUACGGAGUGACAUUAUGUAUGUAUUGUGGAGUGGCAUUGUGUAAGUUGUAGAAUCGAAGAAGUCACUCCGUAGUGACUUUUACACAAACUAAAAGCAACUUAAACUAAAAUAAUAAUUUUUGGCUUAAAACAAACUGUCCAUCCCCUUAAUGUGACAGUUCUUAUAUAAAACAGGGACUUGAGCUGAUGCGCAAGGUGAUUCUUGAGGGUCUCAGCUGAGAUUCGUUUAUUAAUACCACCCUUGGGUACACGACAAAUGGCGGCCUUAUCGUUUUAAGCGAUUCCUUCCAGACAACCAUAAGGCGAGACUUAUCAAUAAAUACAUGCACGAUGAUAAAUACAAAAUUCUUUAAUACGUAAAUAUCUUUCAAUUAUCAUGACUAAUAAAACUCUUUAGAUGAAAUGCUCAAUAUGGCCUUUUUGAUCCUCUGAUCGUAAUAAUUUAUUUAUAAUUUAUAUUAUUAAUGUAUAUGUUUAGAUUUGGUGUUAGCUCUCUUCACUAUUGCUAAGUAGUGGGUUCGAUUCUGAUUGUUAAUUUAAUGCGAUUUUUGUUCAUAUUUCAUUUGCUGCUCAAAGUUUUAACUACAAUUUCAAGCGGUAAUCGCAUCAAAAUACUUUAUCUUUUGAACUGCAUAUGAAACUAAUAAGUAAUACAGGCAAACUCAUACAUACAAGUACGUAUGGGUGUUAGUGACACCGUAACGAAUGCUGAGGGGUAUGAUUCAGACCAUGAUUCUGAGUUGAUAUCAAGUGGAAUUUCCUGUCGAAAAAUUCAUGAUAACAUUGGUGUUUUUUUUUUUGUAAUUAUUUUCAUUUGAUAUCAACACAGAAUCGUGGUCUGGAUCGUCCCUCCCCAAAUCUCCUGGUAGUUGCGGCUUCCGAAUACAUCCCGCUUAGGGACGGUACUGAAAACUAUCGGUGUCCGAAGGACGUAAUAUACGAUCCCGACGACCCAAUUACUCUAGCCAUAGAGGCAGCCAAUCAGCUCGCGACACCAACCACUUCAGGACCCCGAUACCGACCCCGCCGGCGUUGUCGACGACUUCCCUCAUUCAGCGCUUAUCGCUAUCGACCCACUAGGGUCGAUUAAUUCUUUCAAAUAUUUUUCCUCUCAGACGACGCCCUGAGCCGAGGUUCGCGCCCAACUAGGCACCCUUAGGCCUGUUGUCUUAAACGUUGUACCGAGUGAGAGCCUUCAGCGCACCCCAUUUGUCCGGCCAAGUAGUUAAUGCCAUCUGCGGCAAAUCUACAAUGAGUCACGUCAAAAAAAAAGGGUCGUCUUUCAAAGUUUUCGUUACGAUGUCACUAACUACCCUGUUUAACUGACGUAUGAAAGGGUACAUUGUUUUAGGUUUACGCGGUUAUUGUCAUAAUUAAAGCACAUAAUAACGGGUUCUUACCGCGUUUAAAUGGGGAUAUGAGACUCCCGAUAUUUCGACACUGUUGCAAGUGCCAUGAUCACGGGAUGACUGAUGAGAUUGGAGUGGAGUAGGUAGAUCCAUAAUUUUCUACGGGCAGACAUAUCUGUCUACCCUCUUUCUCUGCCGCUUGUUUAUGUUUUUGGAUCUACCUACUCCACUCCAAUCUCAUCAGUCAUCCCGUGAUCAUGGCACUUGCAACAGUGUCGAAAUAUCGGGAGUCUCAUAUCCCCAUUUAAACGCGGUAAGAACCCGUUAUUAUGUGCUUUAAGUAUGAAAGGGUAGGCAGAGAUAUAAUAGAAAAUUAGACUCCUCGCCAUGGUUAAGUCCCAUGUAAUAGAGGGCGAGCCUAUUGCCAUUAACCGGGCACAAAUCCUGAAAACCACGCGAUAUCAAUUUACCAAACAUGAAUUCAAACUUAUAAACACUAUUUUUUUAUUUUAUUUUUUAACGUUGGGAAAUGCAUUACGCAUACCACGCCGGGGCGACGUGGUUAUGUGGGACUCCCCGGGUGUCGCCACCCGGUAUACCCACUAAAACCCAACGGUGUUCCUCCUUGCCGCCCUGUGGCGGGGAUACGGGAACGCAAUUGCACACAACCGCGUCCCCGCCGGGAAACUUAUAAACGAUGUAAGUCUUUUGUACUUCCCUAUAUUGCUUGCUUUUUUAUUUGAAAAAAAAAACUACAUAAGUUCGCACCUGUUUCCCUUUUUAUAUUUUUUUUUAUAAAAAAAAAUAUUAUAUAAGAUUGGAAUCGAACUUACUGCCUUUAGUUCAGUUAAUCUAGUACACUUGUUAGGCCAGUCAACUCAGUAGGAAUUGAAUGUCUAGGUUGUUUUUUUUUAAAUCGUACAUAAUAGAAAAAAAAGAUAGGAAAAAUUGUAAAGGAAACAGAUAAAAGUACAUACAUAAAUUAAUGACGAAUUUUAAUGGAAUUCGCAAUAGAAAAAAAAAUGUAUAGAACGGUGAAUUAUUGAAGAAAUUGCGUUGGGCUCACCAUCCGGAGGUCCCGGGUUCGAAUCCUUGUGGGGACAUAUCACAAAAAUCACUUUGUGAUCCCUAGUUUGGUUAGGACAUUACAGGCUGAUCACCUGAGGCCUGUUUCAUAAAACUUACAAUUGUAAAUUACAACGACAAUUUGGUAUUCAUAACGUAGCUAAUAUGAAACUGCAAAAUAUUUGUGAUCAAUAACUCCGCAAUGUACAUCAAAUUGUCAUUGUAAUUUACAAUUGUAAGUUUUAUUAAACAGGCCCCUGAUUUUCCGAAAGUAAGAUGAUCCGUGCUUCGUAAGGCACGUUAAGCAGUUGGUCCCGGUUGCUACUUACUGAUGUAAGUGAGUAAUCGUUACAUGAGCCAUGUCAGGGGCCUUUGGCGGCUCAAUAAUAACCCUGACACCAGAUAGACGACGAGAAGACCAGCUAUGGUAUUCGCCCAUUAGUCGGCUUUCGCGACUAGUCGGCUACCCCGACUAAUAAAGAAGCACUUUCAAAAAUUCACCUUCUAAACUACAAUGUGUGAAACUGUCUUGUAACUUCUCUUGCGAAUUUCCUUUUCAGAUUUUUUUGUCAUUAUCAUUCGGUAUAACAAGUAUUUGACAGCCAAGCAAAAUUGGGGGUGUGAUCGGGACCUCCCGGUGAGUAUGGGAAAACUUCCAUAUCUUGAAAAACUGCUCCGCAUCAGGGAGACACCCUACGGUCUGGCGCAACUAUUAUACCUGGAUCAUUUUUUU